AUGAGUGAUAUCGAAGAUAAUACAAAAGAAUUGAAAGCAGAUGAAUGCUUACCAGAGGAGAAAAAGACAACCAAAAGGUUGUUGGAUGUAGAGGAUGAGGAUAAUGAUUCUGAUGUUACUCUCGAUGAUCCCGAUGCACCACCAUCAACAGCACAAACAACCACUCCAAUUCUAUCGUCUUCUUCCUCUUUGCUACCAACUGCUAACAACAACACUACUAGUAGCACAACAACAACAGCAGCCGGUCACAGUCAUGCUCAUACUCAUAACAAUAGUAGUAACUCACAUCAUCCAUUGGAACCACCACCACCAAAAAUCAGUACGCCAUCACCCAAGAGUUUCUCUACCUCACCGAUAUUCUCUGGUCAACAGGUUCAUCCGUCGACGUAUGCUCACCAUGAUGAAUCGAGUGACAGUGAACACACCUACUUUAAUGGCAGACGUAUCAUCUGUGAGAGUGGCAGUAGCGACAUCAGUGGCAGCGAAGACAACAGCUCGAUUUCACGGCCAAUGAAAAAAAAGAAAAAGUCGAUGCGUCGCGAAGGAAAGAUCUACGAUCUGUUGGAGCAGCGUUUGGGUUCGGAAGCGUUGCGCUCCACCAUAUCCAACCCAAACUUUACCUUUGAUUGGCCAUACGAGUUGGUUCUGGUUCGUCACGGUCAGAGCGAGGGUAACGAAGCGCAGUCGCGUUCCAAGCGUGGUGACCUCUCUGCCUACACACCAGAGUUCAAAAAGAAACACUCUUCCACCUAUCGUCUCACCGACAAGGGUAUCCAACAGGCCAAGAUCGCCGGUAAGUGGGUAAGAGAGAACAUUGCACAGGUAUUCGAUCGUUACUACACCAGUGAGUACGUAAGAGCCAUGGAAACCGCAAGUCUUCUCGGUCUAGAGGAAUCGAAAUGGUUGACAGAGAUUCAAUUGCGUGAACGUGACAAAGGUAAAAUGGAUAACAUCUCUUGGACUGAAAAGAAUGAAAAGUUUGGUCAUGAAAUGGAAUUAAGAAAAAGAGAUAGUUUCUUUUGGGCACCACCAGGAGGUGAAAGUAUUGCAAAUAUAUGUACAAGAGUAGAACAUACAUUUACAACACUGAGACGUGAAUGUGCAAAUAAAAGGGUGGUUAUAGUUUGUCAUGGUGAGAUUAUGUGGGCAUUUAGAGUAAGACUGGAGAGACUUAGUCAAAUUAGAUUCCAUCAAUUGCAAUCAUCGAAGGAUCCAAGGGAUCAGAUUCACAAUACAUCGAUUCUAUGGUAUACAAGAGUGCAUCCAAAGACCGGUGAGAUCUUCCCGUACUUUAAAUUCCUGAGAUCGGUUUGUCCUUGGAGACCUGAGUACUCUGCACCCGGCUGGUUAGAGUUUGACCGUCCAGUCUAUACCAACGAAGAGUUGAUGGAGAGUGUUCGAACCGUUCCUAGAUAUGUCAACAAUUUCGACAAAGAUGACGGUCCAAACUCACAUCCAGAACCACCAAAGGCAUAA
This is a messenger RNA of Heterostelium album PN500, 1476 nucleotides long. Its product is annotated as phosphoglycerate mutase family protein. NCBI's taxonomy places the organism in Eukaryota, Evosea, Eumycetozoa, Acytosteliales, Acytosteliaceae. The record is from RefSeq and is a predicted model, not a curated record. The coding region runs from base 1 to 1476 and encodes 491 amino acids. Gene Ontology annotation, molecular function: intramolecular phosphotransferase activity. The transcript has 3 exons. Gene Ontology annotation, biological process: glycolytic process.